UCUGGUGGUUGUUUGGGCAGUUGACAUAAUACUGUAGCAAGGUGGUCAUUCCAUUUGUGAAAAUGUAACAAGAAUGUCCAUCAAGCAGGACAGGGCGAUACGACCUCAGACACUUAAGUAAAGUGUUGCUGCUGCCGAUCCCUUCCGGUCUCCGUACAGGAAUUCCAACUGCAUGACGUCAUCCUGCCAACAAAGUAGGCUAUUCCAAAACUGAACGGCGAUAUUUUCCUUCCUAAGAAAAUGUACCCGGGAUUUAAACUACAAUUUCUAUAUACGUUUCUUGUAUUCGUAGUAUAAAUAACCCCGAAUGUAACACACACUGGAUCACUGUGAGAACUUUCUGGGAAAUAAAGAACAAAUAACGACGACACAACAAUUAGAUGGAGGAGCUGGAAGGUACAGAUGGACGCCACUGUGCGGGUUGCGGGGGAACAAUUCAAGACACAUUCAAUGUGAAGGUUCUUCAAGGAACUUGGCACAAUGCCUGUUUUCAGUGCUCAGAGUGCUGUGACCACCUGACCAACUGGUACUAUGAGAAGGAUGGAAAGCUGUACUGCCGUAAACACUACUGGGAGAAGUUUGGAGAGCUGUGUCACGGCUGUUCUCUGCUCAUGACUGGACCUGCCAUGGUGGCCGGAGAAUACAAGUAUCACCCAGAGUGCUUUGUGUGUCUGAGCUGCAAAGUUGUCAUCGAGGACAGGGACACCUAUGCCCUGGUGGAGCGCUCCAAACUGUACUGUGGGAAGUGCUAUAAGCAGGUCGUCCUGGCACCCGUGUUGGAGAAGCGUUCCGCCGACUCAUCCCUGGACUCUCUGCCUCACACGGUCACCCUCAUCUCCAUGCCCUCUGCCACCAACAGCAAGAGGGGCUUUUCUGUCUCUGUCAUAGGGGACGCGGCCAGCGGCUUGGCUAGCGUGCAAGUCAAAGAAGUCCGAGGGAUGCAUAUCAGCCCGGAAGUUCGGGAUGCCAUCCACGUUGGUGACAGGAUCCUGGAGAUCAACGGUCUUACAGUGGGGACACUGGUGGAGGAAGAGGUGGAGGACCUCAUCCAUCGGACCAGUCAGACACUGCAGCUGCUCAUAGAGUAUGAUCCAGUCAGGCAGCGGUUGGACAGGCUCAGACUGGGGUCCUCGCAAAACCGCUUGGGGGUCCCCGCCACCUCCCGCAUGCGCCUGUCUUCGCCCUCUAACAGUGUUCUGGAGAGGACAGACGUGGUGGAUGACGGCACCCUAAAGAGGAGGUCUCUAAGGCGUAGCAACAGCAUCUGUAAGUCCCCUGGGCCAACCUCCCCUAAGGAACACCCUAUCCUGACCCGGGACAUUGGGCGCUCCGAAUCCCUGCGCUCCUCCAGCAGCUGCUCCCAUCGCAUCUUCCGCCCCUGUGACCUCAUCCACGGAGAAGUGCUGGGCAAGGGCUUCUUCGGCCAGGCUAUCAAGGUAACCCACAAAGCCACUGGUGAGGUGAUGGUGAUGAAGGAGUUGAUUCGCUGUGAUGAGGAGACGCAGAAGACCUUUCUAAAGGAGGUCAAAGUGAUGAGGAGUCUGGAACAUCCCCACGUGUUGAAGUUCAUCGGUGUGCUAUACAAGGACAAGAGGCUGAAUUUAAUAACAGAGUUUAUUGAGGGAGGCACACUGAAGGAUUUCAUUGGAGACAUGGACCAGUUUCCAUGGGAGCAGAGGGUUAGUUUCGCCAAAGGCAUUGCUUCUGGAAUGGCUUACUUGCAUUCAAUGAGCAUCAUCCACAGAGAUCUUAACUCUCACAACUGCCUGGUGAAACUGGACAACACAGUGGUGGUGGCAGACUUCGGCCUAUCCCGGCUCAUGGUGGAGGAGGUCAAGCAACCUCCCCCUGAGAAACUGGUCAAUAAGAAGAGGGUUUUCAGGCGCAUUGACCGUAAGAAGCGCUAUACAGUGGUGGGGAACCCCUACUGGAUGGCUCCAGAGAUGCUGAAUGGUAAACGCUAUGAUGAAAAGGUGGACAUUUUCUCCUUUGGGAUUGUGCUUUGUGAGAUUAUUGGGCAGGUGAAUGCAGACCCAGAGUGCCUUCCCAGGACCUAUGACUUUGGCCUGAAUGUAGACAAGUUCAUGGAGAAGUUUCUCCCUGACAACUGCCCUCCAGCUUUCUUCCCAUUGGCUGUGGCUUGUUGUGACCUCAUCCCUGAAAACAGGCCUGCCUUCCAGAAGCUGGAGGACUGUUUUGAGGCCCUGUUCCUUAACCAGGAGAUGGGCAUCCGUCUGCCAGCCGAACUGGAAGAGCUGCACCAGAAACUGUGUCGACUCCACCCUCCAAAAGAAAGCUCCUCGCUCCCAGCUCCCCAGAGCACAGUCCCAACACCAGUCCCCCCAGAGGAGUCCAGCCUGGCUGACAAUGGCACCUAGCAGACGCCUGCCCCUCUGGAUCCCCAAGCCCUCCCUCCAAGACCGCAGCCUGGACUGCACUAACACAGCUGGAGGAGGGGUGGGGAAGACAAACCUAACUCAUGCCAUCUGGGAACUGGAUAACCUGAGCGAGCUGGACCAAGCUCCUCUCUCUGUGUGUUAUGUUGAUAUGGUCUGUAGUGGAUGUGUAUGAGUGACCAUACAGCUCUGAGAGCACCAAGGAACUGCAGUGUGUGUAGACUGGAGACAAGGGAGGAGACACAUUUUAAUGAGAAGACUAGAGGUGUUUGGUAUUUAUUUUUGUCCUGUUACAUUUUUUAAAAUGCUUUUUUUUUUGCACACACCAGGACAUGCAGGGUUUUACACAUCUGUUUGCCCUGCUAUCAGAUCCUGUUAUGUGGUUGGUUCUCUGCUCUCUCAAUGUGAUUCCUUAUUUUAUCGAGACCAUCUCUCUGCAGCAUUUAAUAUCAAUCCUCAUGUGAAAGCUGUUGUGUUUUUCACGGACUGUUUUUAUCUCGUCGGGUGGGUCUUAAGUUAUAGUGUGGAUUGUGGAGAGAAGACUCGCUCGGCGAGCAACAGCAGUGAAAAUCGAGAUGUGUGACAGACUAGCUGAUUGACGGAGUUAACCCAGGGCAGAGCAUUUGGAGUGAAGUUUGUUUACCAACAGGAGGACAGAGGGGUAUCCUACGAAGCAGAUUUGAGUAGUUAGCAAGGUUACUUUGGUCAACUCGGAAUAACUGGUCAUACGAAGGUGAUUCACCUUUUAUCCAGGUAAAUUUCUAUGACAAUGAAUCCUUCAGAACUAACCUUUUCCGGGUCAGGCUAAUUCAGUUAACUCUACUUACUCUGAAAUGACUGAGCCACGAGUUGAGGACUGCAUUGUCAUCCCUUUCAAUUAGAGGAAGACGACUGAUUAAAAUAUAUCACAUUACACAUUUAUUACAUGCACUCGCAGUUACAAGCCUGCUAGAGUUAGUGGCAGGCGGACAAGCAAUAUCCACCGUCAUAGUACGGAUGAAGCCUGAGCUGGAAUGUGAAGCUAACUGAAACUAGUUAGCUUUCGAAAACGCUAAGUAGAUUUAGCUUGCUUUGUAGGAUACCCCUUUGGCGUGAAGAGCACAGCAGGGACCAAACAAGCACUCUCUGAGGAGGCCACACACUGUCACACCAGUCAGAGAAAUAUGUGGAGCUGUGUCAAAGGAAUGUCAUGAGCUCACUGACCAGGAAAAUCCUCUUCAAACAGUGAUUCAACUUGAAAUGUGACCUUGAUUUUAGAGAACCUCCCAGCUUCAAUGAUGGCAUCAGAUUCACUCUACAACUGUUAACAGUAAUCAUCCUUUAGUCUUAUUGUCAUGUGGUUUGUGGGGCAUCUACUAAUGUAAAGUUACUGUAGAGGGUGGACAUGGUAGUGUAUAGAUUUUCUUACAAUUAACUAAAUGUUUUUAAUCCACUAAAUUAACUGAGUUUGUUUUGUCCAUGUGCACAUGGACAGAUUUUUAAUUGUUUUAUGAUUUGGGAAUUUGGAGCUGUUGACAGAUUUGGAGUUUGUUACAGGAUGAAUAGUGUUUUUACAUGCAGCACACCUUUAGAACCAGACUGGUACCUGGUGCUUGUUGAUAAGGACCACUCAACUCUGAUUGGACAGCAUGAACCUGGUGUGUACUUAAUGGAGCUCUGCUCUCAAAGGCAUUGUACAACUUACUAAAAAAGGCUCUGUUUACACAGGCAACCCAAUUAUGAUCUUUUUCCCACAUUCGUCUUGACCAAUCACAUCAGGUAGCCUAUCGGUUAAGAGCGUUGGACCAGUAAGAAAUCUGGUUCAAUUCCCCGAGCUGACUAGGCAAAAUCUGUCUGUGCCCUUGAGCAAGGCAUUUAACCCUAAUUGCUCUGCUAAAUGUAUAUUUUUCAGAUCUGUUUGGUCAAAGGACAAAUUAGUGAAAUAUCUAAAUUGGGUUGCUUUUGUAAACCCUGAAGUGAAUUGUAGUUAAAUAAAACUGGAUUUAUAUAUUUAAGUUGGCUGUAAGAAAUGUAUAUAUGCCUAAGGGAAUCAAGGGUUUGUAGAUUUGUUUAGACAUGAACAAUAUUUGUAGAAUAUGGAGAUUAAAAUAAACAUGGUUUUGUAUGCUA
Oncorhynchus keta (chum salmon) is the source of this 4505-nucleotide messenger RNA. Its product is annotated as LIM domain kinase 2-like. Gene Ontology annotation, molecular function: protein serine/threonine kinase activity; ATP binding; protein binding. The transcript is spliced from 17 exons. The record is from RefSeq and is a predicted model, not a curated record. Gene Ontology annotation, biological process: actin cytoskeleton organization; protein phosphorylation. The coding region runs from base 381 to 2378 and encodes 665 amino acids. Lineage: Eukaryota; Metazoa; Chordata; Actinopteri; Salmoniformes; Salmonidae. Gene Ontology annotation, cellular component: cytoplasm; nucleus.